AUGACUGAGGCAUCGAGAUGCUCAGUUCCAAAUUCUGUGGAAGUAAUGAAAAUAGAGGAUUUCCUACCAAAUAAACCACCCCUUACCAUACCGAAAUCGGUCAGGACCAUUUAUCUCAGUACGAUGUCAAAUGCAAUUCACUUGCCAAAGACAGUGAUCAAUAUCAUAAAGAAGAGCGAUCGAGGCUGGAUUGGUUGCAAAAUCAGAAAGUUGGAUCAAUCUCAUUACAUUAUCUUUGGCGAAACUAAAGACGAUAAAUUUGUUGCUUCAAUCUACAAAGAAUCAAUGGAUCUAAAUUUGAUAUUUAAAACAAAUAAAUAA
This is a messenger RNA of Heterostelium album PN500, 321 nucleotides long. RefSeq lists its product as uncharacterized. The record is from RefSeq and is a predicted model, not a curated record. The transcript has a single exon. NCBI's taxonomy places the organism in Eukaryota, Evosea, Eumycetozoa, Acytosteliales, Acytosteliaceae. Bases 1 to 321 code for a protein of 106 amino acids.